Dentiscutata heterogama is the source of this 586-nucleotide messenger RNA. The record is from the annotation of a GenBank genome assembly. NCBI's taxonomy places the organism in Eukaryota, Fungi, Glomeromycota, Glomeromycetes, Diversisporales, Gigasporaceae.
CUGCACAUAACUUUAAUCAUGAAUAUGCAGCUGCUAAACUGCAAGAACUUGAGGAGAAAGAAAAAGUUACGGCUGCUAAUCCUAAUGAAUUGGCGAAACAAGAAGACACAGUGGCUGAAAUAAAAAAUGAUGCGGUUGAUGCAAUUGUUGAAUUGCAGAAAUCCAAGGUGCAAGAAGAGAAUGCAGUUACUAAAUUUGAAAAACGAGAAGAUAAUGUUAGCACAAAACUUCAAGAGCUGGUAAAUCAAGAAGAGAAUGCAAUUUCUGAAUCAGACAAUGAUAUUAUUAUUAAAUUGCGGGAGUAUGAAAACCAAGAUUUUAUUGCUAAAUUACAAAAACUUGAAAAGCAAGAACUACAGCUAAUAAUGCAUAAAACUUUCUACAAUUUAUAUGACUCAAGUGAUUAUUAUAUAAUCGAGACCUUUGCCUUUACGAUCACAUCUGAUGAAGAAAUUGAUGUAUUUAUUGAUCCUAAUUGCAAAAUUGUAACAAUCAAUAUUCCAUUGAGUUACAAAUCAAAUAUAGGAACUUUAAUAAGAAGAAAUUUACCAUUUAAACUCGAAAUCAAAUUUGAUAUGCCAUCAAG